UUUACCCCUUCCAAAUUAAUCCGGAAAUCUGAGCAAAAGAUGGCGGAGCCAAUCAGCUUUUAGCGUAUACGAUGGCAACACUCUUCCAAGACACACACUGCUCGUGUUAUAAUACACUUGCCACUUGCUGUCAGAAGAAUAUAGCCUAAAAAACGUUGAUGUAAAUGUAAAUAAAAAUAAAGUUAUUUUUGGAAUAUUUCGGAUAUCAAAUAUAAUUUAAAAUGCCUAAAGUAGUUUCCAGAAGUAUUGCAUGUUCUGAUACUAAAGACCAAGAAGAGUAUGGUGAUGAAAAACCACUACACAUUUAUUACUGUUUAUGUGGACAGAUGACAUUAAUUCUUGAUUGUUCAAUAGAAAAAUUACCACUAAGAAAAAGAGAUGCUGCCAGAGUAUUAGACGGCACCAACCAUGCCCAUAAAAUUACUUGCAAUCCAGAUGAAACAGUCUAUUUAAAACGCCCCGAAGGAAUAGAAAGGCAGUACAGAAUGAAGUGUAAAAAGUGUGGUCUCCUGUUAUAUUACAAACACGAACCACAGAGCCCUAUCAGUUUUAUAGUCAAAGGAUCUUUGAUAAAGAGUACGAACGAAGGUCCAAUCAACAAUAUAUACAAUCAAGUAGCCAUAGAAAAACCAAAGAAGAUCAUGGUCACGAAACAUACCAAAAAUAUGGGUAAAUUCAGUUCAGUUACAGUGUCUACUAUUGACGAAGAAGAAGAUGAAAUAGAAGCCAGAGAAGUGGCAGAUAGUUAUGCUAACAAUGCUCGUAUAAUUGAGAAACAACUGGAAAGAAAAGGUAUGACGAAACGGAAACAAGAACAGAAUAAAAUAAAUGACAUUAAAAAAGUGCGCGGGACAUUAAUAGAUAAAUAACUAAACUGUGUUGUUGUAUUACUCCUAAUAAAAUAAUUUUUUAAUAA
Diabrotica virgifera virgifera (western corn rootworm) is the source of this 916-nucleotide messenger RNA. RefSeq names its product STING ER exit protein. The record is from RefSeq and is a predicted model, not a curated record. The transcript is spliced from 3 exons. Lineage: Eukaryota; Metazoa; Arthropoda; Insecta; Coleoptera; Chrysomelidae. The coding region runs from base 222 to 869 and encodes 215 amino acids.